Messenger RNA from Olea europaea var. sylvestris, 1056 nucleotides. RefSeq lists its product as uncharacterized. The record is from RefSeq and is a predicted model, not a curated record. The transcript has a single exon. Lineage: Eukaryota; Viridiplantae; Streptophyta; Magnoliopsida; Lamiales; Oleaceae. The coding region runs from base 1 to 1056 and encodes 351 amino acids.
AUGUUCCUGACACCUAUAGCAGCACCCAUGUGCUCCAGUAUCGUGUAUCCAGAUUUUGGGGUGAAUAACUUUCAGAUCAGGCCAGAUUGGAUUAACUUGAUGAGCAACACCCUGCAAUUCUGCGAGCUACCUCAAGAGAAUCCAAACACACAUAUUGCUAGAUUUCUCAGAAACUGUCAGAACUUCCAUGCUCCGGGAGUCAAUGAAGAUGCUAUUAAACUACGAAUAUUCCCAUUUACAUUGAGAGAUGUUGCAUUGGAGUGGUUAGAUGCUGAGCCUCACGCUAGCAUUACUACAUGGGAAGAACUAAUCAAGAAGUUCUGUAAUAAAUUUUUCCCACCGGCGAGGAUAGCUAAAAUCAUAUUAGAAAUUCAGAUUUUUCAACAGAAAGAGGGAGAAAGCUAUCACGAAGCAUGGAAUAUGUUUAAUGAGUUGAUGAGAAAAUGCCCAAACCAUGGAAUUACUAUAGGUAAUCAAGUGCAGUACUUCUACACUGGACUUACACCACUGUCAAAAUCUCAAGUCGAUGCCUCAGCUAGAGGAUCAAUUAUAGGAAAAUCUGUGCAGCAAACCAUGGAACUGUUUAAGUUGAUUGCCACUACACAUUCCAUGUUCUCAUCGAAAAGAGUGGCGCCACCGAAGAUAGGAGGAAUGUAUGAGUUAGACAGCGCAGCAGCUACCAACGCCCAAAUAGUGGCAUUAACAAAACAAAUGGAGUUAUUGGUGAAAUCACAAACGAAAGGAGCACAUGCAGUUACAGCUGGUCCAUCAUGCGAAAACUGUGGGGCUAAUCAUCUAACAGAAAACUGCACAUCUAUAGGCUAUCCCGACGAGCAGGUGAAUUUCAUUCAGAAUGGGCCUCGAAAUUUUAAUCCAUUUGCUCAAACAUACAACCCAGGAUGGAGACAACACCCAAACUUCAGAUGGUCGGAUAAUCAACAAGGUAACAGUUCAAAUAAUGCCCAACAGGAGAAAAAACCAAGUUUGGGGGAGAUGUUCAACCAGUAUAUGCAGAAGACUGACAAGGUGUUUCAGCAGAUUGACGCUAAUUUUUAG